This is a messenger RNA of Metarhizium album ARSEF 1941, 1017 nucleotides long. RefSeq lists its product as uncharacterized. The record is from RefSeq and is a predicted model, not a curated record. NCBI's taxonomy places the organism in Eukaryota, Fungi, Ascomycota, Sordariomycetes, Hypocreales, Clavicipitaceae. The coding region runs from base 1 to 1017 and encodes 338 amino acids. The transcript has 18 exons.
AUGAAGCUCCUGGCGGCCUGGGCUGUCGUCGGAACCGCCGUGGCCCUGGUGGCGGUGGCUCCUCGUUCAGACGCCGACCCUGGGACUCCAGAUGUUCCCUGCAAAGACAACAAGUGCCAAAUCCAAAGCCAUGACCAAGAAGCAAUCGACGGAAGCCCAAGCCCGGAUGGGAUACCCGAGGUCGACCCUCCUGAGGAAUUUGGAGUGUACGAUCCAAUUGGAGCAUGGGAUGGGUCAAACUAUCAAGAUAUUCUAGAUAACAUAGCGAGACAGGAAGAGAUAGAAGAGAAGGAAAACGGACGUAAAGAACUCGGGAUACUUCUUGACGCAGACAAAUUCAAGAUAGAUGAAAAGAUGGAUGAAAAGAUUAAAAGGCUAGCUGAGAAAAAAGACAAGGACAUAGAGAAGGUUUUCAACGAGACAAGUUCCGUCAUGACCUUUAAAACAUUUUACCUUGCUAUAAGUGCUUUGUCUAUUUUUCGCAAUUACGGUCCAGAAGAGAAGAUACACCGUCUCCUUGAAUUGCUAGAGGAACAAAAUCCUCAAGGAGAGGAGCGCUCAGCUCCAAUUUCUUUCGGAAACAAAGACCCAACUCCAGAAGAGAGUGUCAAAGUAGUUCGGUUACUUGUGCAAAAGUUCUUGUUGGGUUCCGAGGAAGACAGGUCUAAAGCGAAAGAAGUAAUUGGAACAUCAAAGAAUAGAGACGCUCAACUUGCCCCACAAGCACUUACGUUCCUGAAAAGUGUAAAAAUAUCUAACAAGUUUGCACUACUCAAGUUGCUUGUAAAAGAGCAGAUAUUAACUAAAACAAAUAUACAUGAACUGUAUGAGAUAAUAGCAAAAGUCAUAUCUCUGAGCGAACAUCAAGGCAAAUAUAUAUGGAAAAGGAGUGAACUAAGGAAAGCGGUUUUGAAGAACUUUGUGGAGAUCUUUAAGGAGGUUAAAGAGAAAACGGAGACAGCAUUUAAGGUGGUUGACAUAGUUAUAGAGCUUGUCAAGGAAAUAGGCAUGUAUUGA